UAAACCGGAAGUAGUCCCGUUUUUGAAGGCAGCUCGUUUGUCUGGUCGUUGCCUGCCAUAAGACAUCGGUGGCUGCCUGCCAAGCGGAGGGGGCAUGUCCUGGGUCCGGCCUUGGCUCAGCUCCGCGGCAGCGACGACGAUGACGCCUUUGACGAAGAUUUGGAUGGAUGGAGCUCGCCCAGAAGGAGUGGAAGAGCGCCAAGGAAAGAGGGUCCAAGAAGGCUAUAGGGAAGGAAUUGAAGCUGGGAAAAAGGUGACACUUCAAGAAGGCUUUAAUCAGGGAUAUAAAGAAGCAGCAAGGAUGAUGUUUUCCUGCGGCCAACUGAAAGGAACAUUAAGUGCUCUCUCAUCUUGGUGUCAACACAAUGGGUGCAAUUCUACAACGGUGAAUGAGGUUACUGAACUACUGAAUGAAUUAAGAACAUAUGAAGAGUAUGUGCUUAAGGAUUUUAACCAUACCCAACCGCAGACACAUGUUGGAGACUUGCAGGAUACCAUUGAGGCCAUGGAUCUUGGUCACACAUGCAGUGGUACUACAACUGCAAGUAUCUGUGAAAAUGGCACUGCAUUCAGUGGACACCACUGUAGGAACAACAGUGGGACUGAUUCUGUCCAAGGUGAAUGUUGUCGAAAGAGAAAAGAAGGCAGAGACUUCAGAAGGCCAUCCCUGACUUCGCUAAAAGAAAAAAUAGUCUGUUUAGUGGAGAAGUUAGGUUUGAACUCAGACACAAUUGGACACAUCCACCUGUUGCAAACUUAAUUCAUGGCAUGAAAUACAAUUUAUGGAUAAAUCCUUUUUGUGAUGGAAUGAAGCCACUUCAGCAAAAACAAAGUGUUCUUUAUUUAUGUAGUGGGCCAAAUCUGUGGUAUUACAUUGAUAUGGUUUCUGUUUAUAGUCAGCCCUCCACAUUUGUAAGGGUUAGGAGCUUAGCACCUCCAUAAAAGUAGAAAAAACGUGAAUACAGUUGCCACCGCCAAUCCACUUCUAAAGUUGCUGUGUGCGCAGAACUACCUUGGUUUUCAGUUUUUGAGAGAAUUAUUGCUGUGGUUUAUGGCCUCAGUUUUAGAUGUUGAAUAAAGAAUUCACUGAAACUCCCUUGGAGCUCAAAACUUUGAUCACCCACUGAACAGAAGUGGGAAAAAAGCAUACUAUAAGAAUUUUCUAGCAGCAAGACAGUUUUAAGAAUGAUAAAAAGCUAUCCCUUAAAUAUGAAUAAUUUCCAGUUUCUGGAUUUGUCCUCCCCACUCCACAGAAAGCCAUUUCCCCUCACCUGCAUAGUGGGACCAGUUCACAUGUUCAUGCUCAUCUGUUAUGGAAUGCAACCCCCAGCAGUCCUAGCCAGUGAUAGCUGUAGCCAGUGAUAAGGAAUGCUGGGACAUGCAGACAAACAACAUUAUUCUUAUCCCUUUGCUGAUAAAAUCACUACAAGUGAAGUUCCUUAUCAUCUGAAGUCAGUUCAGGCAAUACUUUAAAAAAGACACAUUCACACAACUCCCCAGAUAUCAAGCAUGAACUUGACUCUGAGUUUGUUUGUUUUUUUUUAAAAAAAUGUAAUGUUUUUAAAGUGUUUUUAUCUUCUGAGCCACCCUGGGAGAAAAGCAGCAUAAAAAUGAAAUAAAUAAAUACAUAAUCCAUUCAGUAUUAAUUGAGACCAAAGGUAUGCAAGAUAUGGAGCACAAAACUCAUGUGUAUGGUCAGGCAGCACUGUGAGAUGAAGUGGGCCUGCCUGUGCUUCCCAGCUUCUUGUGGGAAUCCCUCUGAACUAUUUGUAUCACAACAUAAUGUAUGAAGCUGUACAUUUGAGACAAGGUGGCCAAAUGCUCACAGAAUAUUUUAAUAUGAGAAAAGUGUAAUAAAAUUGAAUGUUCAUCCCACAGGAGAGGUGGGGAAUAUGUGGCCUUGCAGGUGGUGUUGGACUGUGGUUCCCAGAAGAUAUAGACAGUGUUCUCAAUAGUAGGAGCUGAGGUCCAAUAUCAUCUAAAGAGCUACAGCUUGCCCACACACCUUAGAUGUUAAUUCCAUACCAUUCAGAAAGCUCAGGUAAGGCAUUACCAUUUAAUACACUCUUUGUGAUACUACACAUAGCUAUGUGCUGUAUUUCCAACUAUAGGUAUAAAGUCUGGCACUAGAUGUACAUUUAUACCAAAUUAGCUAUGCUGUAUCUAUAUGCUGAUCCACUUUACCUACUAUUUUGACUCCCCAAUAAUAACAAAAAGAAGAGAAACAUAUUAGAAACUCA
Sceloporus undulatus (fence lizard) is the source of this 2240-nucleotide messenger RNA. RefSeq names its product YAE1 maturation factor of ABCE1 (gene YAE1). The record is from RefSeq and is a predicted model, not a curated record. The transcript has 3 exons. Lineage: Eukaryota; Metazoa; Chordata; Lepidosauria; Squamata; Phrynosomatidae. Bases 95 to 760 code for a protein of 221 amino acids.